AUGACUGGACGUUUAGAAAGACCUGCAGUACCUGUAUUAGUCAAUGCAACUCAUCAUUCAAUUGAACUUGAAUGGGAACAUGUUUUAAAACAAGAUAAGCAACGACCUGAAAAUAGAAGAUUAUUUGAUGAAGAAUCAGGUCUUGCACAUUCAGGUUCUUUAAUUUAUCUUCAUCAACGUGAUAAAAAAGCUGCAUCAAUAUGGGAAAGCAUUUACACAGGAUCAGCAUUAGGAUUUAAAAUUGAAAAUUUAAAACCAAAUAAUCAAUAUGAAUAUCGUAUACAAUGUAAAUCAGGUUUAACUGGUGAACGAUCAGAAUGGUCACCAAUAUUAUUAGCACCAACAAUACCUGAACCAAUGAAUGGUGAAACUGUUUUCAAAGCAAUUCAAUUACCUGGAAAAGAUCAACUUGAAAAAUUACUUACGAUAUUAGGUCAUGGAAAUCAUCUUUUGGAACAUCCAGAUAAAGAUGGAAAUUUACCAUUGAUGCAUGCAUGUGCUAAACAUGAUAUUGCAAAAGUUGAAUUAUUAGUAAAAGCAGGUGCAAAAGUGAAUAGUUCCAUUAGUUCAGGAAAAACUGCAUUAAUGGUAGCAGCAAGUGCAGGUUUUACUAAAGCAUGUGCAUUUCUUCUUGAAAAUGAUGCCAAUCUUUACGCUGUUGAUGAAAAUGGUACAACUAUUUUACAUCGUUCGAUUGAUAGUAAAAAUCUUGAGACAAUUACUGUGAUAAUAAAUAAAUUAAAUUCGGAAAAAAAUGAAGCUCUUAAAGAAUCAGAAAUGAAUAAAGAAGUUGGACAACAUAAAUGGACACCAUUAUAUCGAGCAAUAAUUCAUGAUUGUAAUAAAGAAAUAAUUGAACUUCUUCUUAAAAAUGGUGCAAGUCCUGAAUGUGAAGAUAAAACAACGAAUACAACAGGUUUACAAAUGGCAGUUAUUCGAGGCAAUCUAUUAACUACUGAAUUAUUAAUAGAAAAGGGAGCUAAUCCAAAAGCUUUAAGCAAAACUGGUAAAACUCUUCAACAAUUAGCUUCCUCAACAAAUAAACCUGAUUUGAUGAAUUAUGUUGAUUCAUUACCAGGUGCUACAAAAACAUAA
Adineta steineri is the source of this 1095-nucleotide messenger RNA. The record is from the annotation of a GenBank genome assembly. NCBI's taxonomy places the organism in Eukaryota, Metazoa, Rotifera, Eurotatoria, Adinetida, Adinetidae.